UCUGUCAUUUUCAUUCUUUCUCAACAUGGCCGUCAGUGCUUUAUCUAAAUACGAAUUGUAAGAUUCGUGCGUGAGUUUAGGAGUGUUUCAUUGAUUAUAAUAUAAUUUUAAUGACUUAAUUGAUAAAGUGUUGCGGCAUGUUUCCUCUAACGCCGCCAGUUGUGAAGCGACUGUUAGGGUGGAAAAAGGGCCCCGAAGGGUCGUCUGUUGCUGAAGAUAAGUGGUCUGAGAAGGCUGUCAAGAGCUUAGUAAAGAAAUUGAAGAAAAGUGGAGCCCUAGAGGAACUGGAAAAAGCAAUUUCCAGCCAAAAUAGUCAUACUAAAUGUGUUACAAUACCCAGAGUGAAGCCAAAUGAAAAUAUUAUAAACGGCCAGAAUCGCAAGGGUUUGCCGCAUGUUGUCUACUGUCGGCUGUGGCGGUGGCCGCAGCUCCAGAGCCAGCAUGAACUAAAGCCCGUGGACCACUGCGAGUUCGCGUACCAGCUAAAGAAAGACGAAGUGUGCAUCAACCCUUACCACUAUCACAAAAUCGAUUCACCUGCCCUCCCGCCCAUCCUAGUGCCGCGGUGCGAGGGCGAGGCGCGCGCGCCGCCGCCGCCGCCCUACUCGCACUACAUCCGCGAGCCCGAGCCGGAGAUGCAAACGGGCGGUGUGGUGGGCGUCGGCGCGCUGACACACAGCGCCAUGUACCUCGAGGCCACGCUGGGGCAGCAGGUGCCCUCAAACACCACAGUGCACGUGAGCGCGGCCACCGUGGAGACUCCGCCGCCGGGCUACAUGAGCGAGGACAACGACCCCAUGGACCACAACGACAACAUGAACUUGGCGCCCCUCACGCCGCCCCCCGGCGGCCCCGAGGCGGCCCCCGUGCUCUACCACGAGCCCGCCUUCUGGUGCAGCAUCUCCUACUACGAGCUCAACACCCGCGUCGGCGAGACCUUCCAUGCCAGCCAGCCCUCCAUCACUGUGGACGGGUUCACCGACCCCAGCAACAGCGAGAGGUACCGUCCACCACCAGCCCGCCUUCUGGUGCAGCAUCUCCUACUACGAGCUCAACACCCGCGUCGGCGAGACCUUCCAUGCCAGCCAGCCCUCCAUCACUGUGGACGGGUUCACCGACCCCAGCAACAGCGAGAGGUACCGUCCACCACCAGCCCGCCUUCUGGUGCAGCAUCUCCUACUACGAGCUCAACACCCGCGUCGGCGAGACCUUCCAUGCCAGCCAGCCCUCCAUCACUGUGGACGGGUUCACCGACCCCAGCAACAGCGAGAGGUACCGUCCACCACCAGCCCGCCUUCUGGUGCAGCAUCUCCUACUACGAGCUCAACACCCGCGUCGGCGAGACCUUCCAUGCCAGCCAGCCCUCCAUCACUGUGGACGGGUUCACCGACCCCAGCAACAGCGAGAGGUACCGUCCACCACCAGCCCGCCUUCUGGUGCAGCAUCUCCUACUACGAGCUCAACACCCGCGUCGGCGAGACCUUCCAUGCCAGCCAGCCCUCCAUCACUGUGGACGGGUUCACCGACCCCAGCAACAGCGAGAGGUACCGUCCACCACCAGCCCGCCUUCUGGUGCAGCAUCUCCUACUACGAGCUCAACACCCGCGUCGGCGAGACCUUCCAUGCCAGCCAGCCCUCCAUCACUGUGGACGGGUUCACCGACCCCAGCAACAGCGAGAGGUACCGUCCACCACCAGCCCGCCUUCUGGUGCAGCAUCUCCUACUACGAGCUCAACACCCGCGUCGGCGAGACCUUCCAUGCCAGCCAGCCCUCCAUCACUGUGGACGGGUUCACCGACCCCAGCAACAGCGAGAGGUUCUGCCUGGGCCUCCUGUCCAACGUGAACCGCAACGAGGUGGUGGAGCAGACUCGGCGGCACAUCGGCAAGGGCGUGCGCCUCUAUUACAUUGGCGGUGAAGUGUUCGCGGAGUGUCUGAGCGACUCCUCAAUCUUCGUGCAGAGCCCCAACUGCAACCAGCGCUACGGCUGGCAUCCCGCCACCGUCUGCAAGAUCCCCCCCGGCUGCAACCUGAAGAUCUUCAACAACCAAGAGUUCGCCGCUCUGCUGUCGGCCUCGGUGCCGCAGGGCUUCGAGGCCGUGUUCCAGCUGACGCGCAUGUGCACCAUCCGCAUGAGCUUCGUCAAGGGCUGGGGCGCCGAGUACAGACGGCAGACGGUGACAUCGACGCCAUGUUGGAUCGAGCUGCAUCUGAACGGGCCGUUGCAGUGGCUGGAUCGCGUGCUCACACAGAUGGGCUCCCCGCGCCUCCCCUGCUCGUCCAUGUCCUAGGUAACACACUAGCCUAGGAAGCACCGAAAUAAAUAAAUCUAAGCGUAGCUCAAACCUAAUUCAAAUACCUCUGUCAUGAGUCUUAGUAACUAAAGUAAGGACAUUGCUACACUUUUAUAUA
This is a messenger RNA of Cydia splendana, 2412 nucleotides long. It is a transcript of the gene Smox, whose product is annotated as mothers against decapentaplegic homolog 3-like. Gene Ontology annotation, biological process: activin receptor signaling pathway; transforming growth factor beta receptor signaling pathway; positive regulation of transcription by RNA polymerase II. The transcript is spliced from 12 exons. NCBI's taxonomy places the organism in Eukaryota, Metazoa, Arthropoda, Insecta, Lepidoptera, Tortricidae. The coding region runs from base 138 to 2291 and encodes 717 amino acids. Gene Ontology annotation, cellular component: heteromeric SMAD protein complex. The record is from RefSeq and is a predicted model, not a curated record. Gene Ontology annotation, molecular function: RNA polymerase II cis-regulatory region sequence-specific DNA binding; I-SMAD binding; DNA-binding transcription factor activity, RNA polymerase II-specific.